AUGCGUUUUCUUCAAGCGAAACUUCGUCGAAAAUGGCAGCAGAUAAGUUGAUUAAAGACAUCCAUGAGAUCUAUGCUAGGCUCUUCGACCACAAGCCAGUGGUGUCAGCAGAGAUCAACUUCUUCGUGAAAGAGUUUGAGGAGAAGCAUGGUGGAGAAAAAGAUACUGAACAACUGAGUCAGGCAUCUAAAAAUUUGGAAGACAUAGCUCAGACGCAGAUCCCCCUUUCAAUACAGUUAAUGGAGAAACAUGUUUCUGAUGUAGUUGGGAAAUUGAACGUGGCUAUAGAAAUAUGCAAUAAGAUAUCUACCCAAGAGGCAGAUUUAUCUCAGGAUGAAACUCUGAAGCAGGGAAGGGAAAUGCGUGCAGCGGAAUGGUCUGAAUUUAUCGACGACAUGAGCGCCCAGUCUGUUGAGCUGGAUCGAGAGUAUGAAAGUAGUGUAUUGGAGUUGAAGAAUUAUUACACAGACUUGGAGCAGAAAUUGAAGAUAAGAUAGCUUCUUCUUGACUGAAAAAAAAAGAACUACACUGUCAUUAAAUUAAUGAAUGGUUGUAACGACUUGGGAAGUGGUAUUUAAGGGUUCAGAAGUGGUUUAUUUAUUUUCCUCAAAUUUUUCCACCAGAGGCGUUGGUGAGAAAAGAACAUAUGAGAUGCCGAAACAGUCUAGUUCAGUUAGAACUUUUUGCACCAAAACGCAAUUUAUAUUUCUCUCAUUUCUAAUGAUGCACAUAAACAUUGGUAGUCUCAUCAGAUUUGAUUUUUUGCCUAAAAAAAGGUCCUGUUUAAAUUAUAACAUUUGAAAAAAUUGGAAUAUGUUUGAAGCGUCUUGUACUGCUUCAUUUUAAAAGAGACUGCAGUGAUCAGAUGUAUUAGAGACCAUUUCCACAGAUAUUUAGAUCGAUCUAUCCCUCUGGGGAGUCUCACUAGAUUGCUGUCAGCUAAACCGG
This is a messenger RNA of Lingula anatina, 948 nucleotides long. RefSeq names its product biogenesis of lysosome-related organelles complex 1 subunit 5-like. The record is from RefSeq and is a predicted model, not a curated record. NCBI's taxonomy places the organism in Eukaryota, Metazoa, Brachiopoda, Lingulata, Lingulida, Lingulidae. Gene Ontology annotation, cellular component: transport vesicle; BLOC-1 complex.